GCCGCGGGGCACGCCGGGAGUUGUGGUGCGGGCAGGCCGCGCCCAUGGCGGACCGGGACGGUAGCGGGGCCGGCGGGGCCGGGGGCGGCCCGCGGGGUGGGGCUUCCUCUCCUCCCGCCCCCGCCGGGGAGCCCCCCGCCGGGGACCCCCCCACCGUUCCCGUAGCUCCAGCUGCCCGCCAGGAGGAGGCGGAGCAGGACGCCGAGCCUCCGGUCUCGGAGCCCGAGCCGGGCACUUCGGCCGACGCUGACAUGGAGCUGCUGCGGACGCUGCUGUCCCGGACCCUGGGGCUCGGCGGGGACCGAGCGGAGCCGGUGCUGGACGAGCUGAGCCUGGCGGGCGUGAGCCGCUUCCUGGGCAGCGGCCGCUGUAAGAACGUCAUCUGCAUGGUGGGCGCCGGCAUCUCCACCUCUGCCGGGAUCCCGGAUUUCCGCUCGCCCGGCACCGGGCUCUACUCCAACCUGCAGAGCUACAACCUCCCCUACCCCGAGGCCAUCUUCGAGAUCGGCUUCUUCAAGAAACAUCCAGAACCCUUUUUCGCCCUUGCCCGUGAGCUCUACCCGGGGCAGUUCAAGCCCACCGUGUGCCACUACUUCAUGCGGCUGCUGCAGGACAAGGGGCUCUUGCUGCGCUGCUACACCCAGAACAUCGACACUCUGGAGAGGGUGGCGGGGCUGGACCCCGAGCUGCUGGUGGAGGCUCACGGCACCUUCUUCACCUCCCACUGCCUGCGGGCCUCGUGCCGCCAGCGCUACAGCCUGGCCUGGAUGAGGGGUAGGGGGGGGCUCUGGGGACCCCCCGAGUGCUGGGGACCCCCGGGCCCCCUCCCCCAACCCCCUGCGGGGGUGUCCCCACCUGCUCUGCCACGCGGCGGGAACAACAGGGUGUUUCCCCUCCCUCAACAGGACUUUGAGAAGGUGGACCUGCUGCUCAUCAUGGGCACCUCGCUGCAGGUGCAGCCCUUUGCCUCCCUCAUCAGCAGGGUCCCCAGCAACACCCCCAGACUCCUCAUCAACAAGGAGAAGGCGGGGCAGAGUGACCCCCUGAUGUCCCUGAUGGGCUUUGGUGGGAUGGACUUCGACUCAGACAAGGCCUACAGGGAUGUGGCCUGGCUGGGGGACUGCGACAGCGGGUGCCUGGCUCUGGCUGAACUGCUGGGCUGGAAGGAGGAGCUGGAGGAGCUGGUGCGGAGGGAACACGCGGCCAUCGAUGCCAAGGCGGGGGACAAGGACGGGGGGGGCCCCCAAAAGCACCAGGGGGAUGAGGACAAGGACGGGGGGAGCCCCAAAAAGAGCCCAGGGGACAAGGAAAAAGAUCAAAGUGACCCCAAGAAGAGCGUGGGGGGCAAGGCCAAGGCUGAAAAGGACCCCAAAAAACCCCAGGGGGACAAGGACAAGACUCAAAACGACCCAGAAAAGUCACAGGGGGGCAGUGAGGACCCUCCCCAUGGCACAGGGGGGACAACCCAAAAUUAAAUGGUCACAGAGGA
Messenger RNA from Onychostruthus taczanowskii (white-rumped snowfinch), 1489 nucleotides. It is a transcript of the gene SIRT2, whose product is annotated as sirtuin 2. NCBI's taxonomy places the organism in Eukaryota, Metazoa, Chordata, Aves, Passeriformes, Passeridae. The transcript is spliced from 13 exons. Bases 45 to 1475 code for a protein of 476 amino acids. The record is from RefSeq and is a predicted model, not a curated record. Gene Ontology annotation, molecular function: NAD+ binding.